This is a messenger RNA of Arabidopsis lyrata subsp. lyrata, 1591 nucleotides long. RefSeq lists its product as uncharacterized. Bases 382 to 1146 code for a protein of 254 amino acids. Lineage: Eukaryota; Viridiplantae; Streptophyta; Magnoliopsida; Brassicales; Brassicaceae. The transcript is spliced from 9 exons. The record is from RefSeq and is a predicted model, not a curated record.
GACAAAACAAAAAAGCAAAACCACCACAAUGGAAUAAAAAGUGGUUCUGCUUCACGAAGAAUAAACCAAUACAAAACAACAAAACUAAACCACCAUUUCUCUCUCUCUCUCCUCGCCAGCUUCUGCAAUUCGAAAGUUCUUCGCAUCUUGCUGUCAUCACUCUCUCGCGAAUCGAAUCACAAUUCUUAAUCUUUUUUCAUCUCUAUUGCGAUCUCUCUGAAAUUUGUGGCUUCACGAUUUCAAAAUCUCUACUUGCAUCACCAAUCGUUGUGGGUUUAGGGUUUUGCAUCGACGACAUCUAUAGCUCCGGAGAAGCAUACUCGUCUUCUUUUUAAGCUAAAUUCGAGGUCAAAUUACUUACUGUGAAGAAACUUUCGAGUGAUGAUUCCAAUGGAUAAUUAUUGCGUACCGAGCACUAGCACGACCGGUUUAGUAUUUUCGGCAAAUUCAAGCAUGAAUGCUUCCUCUGGAUUCCACCUAACUGUAAACUCUCCGACUUCGGUUACUGGACUCAAACAUGAAGCUUCUUUGGCUGUUGAUUGGUCUGUUGAGGAGCAGUAUGUAUUGGAGAAAGGUCUUGCAAAAUUUAAAGAUGUACCACAAGUUACGAAGUAUGUAAAGAUCGCAGCAACUCUACCAGAGAAAAGUGUACGGGAUGUAGCAAUGAGAUGUAAAUGGAUGACGCAAAAACGAAGAAAAGGGGAAGAACAUAGUACCGGCACGACGGUUAGUUAUAGAAAGGUGGUGGAUUUACCCCCAAAACUGAACAUGUUUUCGACUUUGCCUCAACAAAAUGCUACAUAUGCCAUAAACCAUAUGUGCCAGAGUGCACGCAUGCCUUUUGAAGGUCUAAGUGAUGCGGUUAUGGAGCGUCUACGGCAGAAUGCUCAAGCUUUCAGUCAAAUUUCUUCAAACCUUUCUGUGUGCAAGCUACAGGAUAACGUCAGUCUGUUUUAUAUGGCAAGAAAUAACAUCAGUGCCAUCUUGAAUGACAUGAAGGAGAUGCCUGGUAUCAUCAGCCGGAUGCCGCCUUUGCCUGUCUCAAUUAACAAUGAGCUUGCAAGCAGUUUAAUGACGAGUACAACACAGCCGAGAUCUUAUACCAUUCCCUCAAGCAUCUAUCUGAAGCAGGAGCCAAGAAACUGAUGGGGUAGGAUACUGGAUUUUGACCAAUGCUAAAGGAACUAGCACAAGAAAUCUCCUGUAAAUGGCAGCUGUUCAACGUUACCCAGACGAAAGAUGAUGGUUUUGUCAACUGCUAAACCCUCUUGCAAAACACAAGAUUGAACAAGAUGGGAUCUUGUGGGAACCCUUUGUGCUGUCGGCUAAUAUAAACACUGAACCGCAGGCUAGCCAAAAAUCCUUUUGCAAAUCCUUUCACGUCUCCGAAACUGAUUAUUUUUCCGGUGCCAAAAUGCUUUGGCGGUCAAUCCAAGAUAUGAAUUCGUUGCACAGAUCCGUGUUAAAGUUGGUUGUAUAGAUUAGCUGUUUCUGUAAGGUUUUAGAUGAGAGUUACAUCAAGUUUGUAUCAAGAACACAUCUUUGUAAGGUUUGGUUUUCAGAGGCAUUUCAUAUUUUACUUAACCUCAAA